Molecule: messenger RNA, 3259 nt
Organism: Oryzias latipes (Japanese medaka)
Lineage: Eukaryota; Metazoa; Chordata; Actinopteri; Beloniformes; Adrianichthyidae
Gene: ankrd13b
Product: ankyrin repeat domain 13B
Cellular component (GO): cytoplasm
Molecular function (GO): protein binding
Source: RefSeq, a predicted model, not a curated record
GAGGAGGAGGGGGGGGGGGGGUGUUUGGAUGCACUUUAUCCUGAACGGAGGGGCAGAGUGGCUCAUUUACGCGGCAGCCUAACACACGCCUUUGGGCAUCACCGCCGGGUGAAGGAUGCGAGGAUCGAUCAAAUAGAGCAAAUUGACGACCAAAGUAUUCGUCCAAAGCCCAAAGUGAAGAGCGGGGACGUGGCAAACUAUGAUACGAGGAUGAUUUCUGCAAAGAAAACUCCGGAGGAGAGUCGGUAUCCUAUCCACUAUCUGGUGUGGCACAAUAAGCACCGUCAGCUGGAGAAGGAGCUGGAAACGAGCAAGCAGACCGACAUAGAGACAGUGGACCCCCGUGGCCGGACGCCUCUCCACCUGGCUGUCACUCUAGACCACCUGGACUGUGCCAAGGUUCUGCUUCAGCAUGGAGCUGAUGUUAGCAAAGAGAACCGCAACGGAUGGACCGUUCUGCAGGAGGCGGUGAGCACCAGAGACCCGGAGCUGGUGCGGCUUGUGCUUCGUUACCGUGACUACCAAAGGACUGCCAAGAGGCUGGCGGGCAUCCCUGUCCUUCUGGAACGAUUGCGCCAAGCGGAAGACUUCUAUGUGGAGAUGAAAUGGGAGUUCACCAGCUGGGUGCCUCUGGUGUCGCGGAUCUGCCCCAGCGACACCUACAGAGUGUGGAAGAGCGGUCAGUGUCUGCGUGUGGACACAACCCUCAUGGGAUUUGAACAGAUGACUUGGCAAAGAGGAAACCGAAGCUUCAUUUUCAGAGGACGAGACUCCAGUGCAGAGGUGAUGGAGGUUGACCAUGACAGGCAGCUGGUGUUCUGCGAGACCUUGUGCGUCUCUUCGCUCGCAGCGCUCUCACCUGGCCGGGGAAGAGGCGGGGCCAGCUGCAGCACCGUGGCCGGGUUGGGUCUUCUGGGAGCGAUGAAGCCCACCAACGAGCAGGUUGCAGCCCGGCUGUCUGCCCCGGUGGUGACCACUCAGCUGGACACACGCAACAUCACUUUUGAGAGGAAUAAGACGGGCAUCCUUGGUUGGAGGAGUGAGAAGACUGAGAUGGUGAAUGGAUACGAAGCUAAGGUGUAUGCAGCAUCAAAUGUUGAGCUGAUCACCAGAACCAGAAGUGACCAUCUGACGGACAAGAACAAGACAAAAGGCGGGAAGACUCCGCUGCAGAACUUCCUCGGGAUCGCUGAGCAACACAUGGGACCCAACAAUGGGGCACUGGUGACCCAGAUGUCGUCUCCUGCGGUGACAAACCCUGCGGCGCUGACGGUUGAAGAAUACUUUAACCCGGGCUCCACCCCCACUUUGAGGGACAUAGGCCACCCGUGCCACCUCACUACCAAGACCCAGAGGUUUAAAGCCAAGAUUUGGCUGUGCGAGUCGCAUCCGCUGUCCCUGGCUGAGCAAGUAGUGCCCAUCAUCGACCUCAUGGCCAUUUCCAACGCUCUCUUCGCCAAGCUGCGUGACUUCAUCACCCUGCGGUUGCCUCCUGGAUUUCCUGUCAAGAUCGAAAUCCCCCUGUACCACAUCCUGAACGCCAGGAUCACCUUCAGCAACCUGAACGGUUGCGAGGCGGGAGCCAACGUCCGCUCUGACGGCGAGAUGGGGGUGGACAGAGACGGACAGAGGGACGCGCCGACGAUAGACACGCCUUCACCCAGCAGCGACUCCUCCAGCGUUUCCAGCUCCAGCUCCACCACGUCAUGCCGAGCCGGAGACAUUCCCCCGUGCGUGUUCGAGCCCCCGCCAGGAUACACCAUGCUCGCGGGCAAACCGAGAGACAGCAUGCGGGAGGAGGAGGAAGACCUGCUGCAGUUUGCCAUCCAGCAGAGCCUGCUGGAGGCCGGAUCUGAAUACGAUCAGGUGACCAUCUGGGAGGCGCUGACCAACAGCAAGCCAGGAGCGCACCCCCUCUCCUGUGACCCCAGUCGCGUGGAGAGGACCCCGCAGCACAAGCCCCGCCCCCCAACCAGCCUACACUCCACACCCGCCAAGAAGCAGCCGCCCGCCUGCAGCUACGACAGGCAGCUGCGCAUCGCCAUGGAGAUCUCAGCCCGCGAGCAAGAGGAGGCGGAUCUCAGGCGGCGGCGAGAGGAGGAGGACCUGCAGCGCAUCAUUCAGCUGUCACUCAUGGAGAAAUGAGACGGCUCACCUGGAGAGGAGGACGAGGGGAGAAGGUCUGGAGCUGGGGUGCUUGGGAGAGAAGGGCAGAACCGGCCACCAUAGAAGCUUCGGAACCAGUGGUUCUGUCCGAUAUUGUUCUCCCAUCACCUCCACCAGAUCUUCCCCCUGAAGCCAUGCGGCUGAAUUCAGACAGCUAACAAAGGAACACCAGGUUCCCCUCUAUGGUGCCACAUGGUACUUCAUGGACCAGCGCCAGUUUACAACCAACACAUCCAGAACAAGUUUAGUGGAACACUUCUGUGGGUUUGCAGGUUUGUGACUCUGCACCGAAGGCCCCCAAACAAACACAACCAGGGAGCCCAUUUCCACUGAGAGGUUCCUCCAGUUUACACUGGAUCCAUUCAGGGGCCGGCACUCUUCCUAAAAGCAGAGACAAAAUAAAUGUAUAAAACAAAAUCAGACUUCUCUGGGGGUUUUUUUAUAAAAUUUUGAAAAGUCUGCUUCAACUUGAUUGAUUUUGGGUUCGCACAAAAUCCAGAUGUACUGUACUUAGCUGGUGGGUUUAUCACAUAUAUGACUGUUAAUGGAUGUUGAUGAGUUUGAGCACAAAGUCAGGACAGUUUUAGCCAACACAGGGUGCACUAACUUUACUGUAUGCCAAUGAAUUUGUCCCAAACCCUGCGUGUUGUGAGUUGAAUUGAGGGACAGGGCCGGUGUUUUCACAGCGCUGAGACGCAGGAACCACAGACGCUCAUUUCUUCACGCCACAUCACCUGAACGAUGUUUCUGCAUGAUGUGCAUCCACUCUGAUUCACGGUUCCACUCACUUAACCAAUAGGGUUUAAAGUGACCCAGACAUUUAUUUUAAAGGAGCUUCAGGCUACUGAAGCCAUGAAAAGGAGGACUUUUCCCUUGUUUUUCCUUUUAUUGGUCAUUUUAAGAUGAGCACAAUCUGAGGUGAUCCAGCUCUGCCUCAGUGGGUUUUUCCCAAAAAAACUUAACUGGUUUAUAAACUUUUUUUUUUUUUACUUUUUAAAAAAUCUCUCAGAAGGACGGAUGUGUUACGAUGUUUCUCGAUGUACGCUGAGAAGUGGAUUUCAAUUAAUCAAAUAAAGAAGAAUCUUUUGGAAAA